CCAAGGACCUGUUUGGAUUGUCGAUGAUGACGUAGCUGGAUCCAGCCUCCACUGGUAUUGAUCUCUUGACGUCAUUCAAGGGCGUCCCACGUUUCUCGAGCACCACCUUAAACUAGAACAUGGGAUUUCAAUUUUUUGAAAAAUGGUCGAUUUUGGCAAUACGAAAAAAGAAGAGAAGAAAAAAAAUGGGGAGAAAAUAAGAUUUUAAUGUUUAUGAGUUUAUUUUUUUGGGGAAAAAUAAAGAGAAAGGAAUCGAAUGUGAGAGAAAGAGAAAGAAAGCGCUCGCGCAAUAGAAAGGGGAAUCAAUCUGAGAGAGAUAGCAAAAUGAGGAAGCACAGGAAGCAUAUACAAGUCAUUCAGACUCGAACCACCGUGCCGUACAAGUUGUGGUUGCGUCUAAAAAGUCUACCGGUACGCGUGACAAACUGAUUUACUUUCAGACAAAAAAAAAAAAACAAAUUUUAUUUUAUUUCACUUUUUAAUUCAAAAUUGCAAAAAAAAAAUAUAUAUUUUUUUAUUUCACAAUUGGCAUAAUGUUUUAGAAAUCCGUGAGUGCCUCAAUCUUCAAAAGUUGGUUGAUUGACAAGGAAUUUUUUGAAAUCGAUUACUGGGAAUAUAUUUUACUCUAAAAAAAAUGUCGAAAUCGGGAAGUAUAAAAGGAAGUAUAAAGGGAAGUUUAAAGGAAGGAGAGAAAGGAUCUUACGAUCCUGUUCCAGUGAGUGGAGAUGGAGGCGAUGAAAUAAAAUUAGAAGCAAAAAUGUCACUUCUCAAUGGUGUUACAGUAAUUGUUGGUUCAAUUAUUGGUUCUGGUAUUUUUGUUAGUCCAAAAGGUGUUCUUGAAUAUACAGGAAGUGUCAAUGCCAGUUUAAUAGUAUGGACCGCCUCAGGUCUCUUCUCAAUGGUUGGAGCUUAUUGCUACGCUGAACUUGGAUGUAUGAUAAGAAAAUCAGGAGCCGAUUAUGCAUAUAUAAUGGAAACAUUUGGGCCAUUUAUGGCCUUUGUACGAUUAUGGAUAGAAUGUAUGAUAGUGAGGCCUUGCAGUCAGGCAAUUGUCGCUUUGACUUUUAGUAAAUACGUAUUGAAGCCUAUGUUCCCUGAAUGUGAACCACCUGCAGAAGCUGCCGCACUAUUGGCUGCAUGUUGUAUAUUUACUUUGGCGUUUAUCAAUUGUUGGGAUGUAAAAUGGGCGACAAGAGUACAAGAUGUAUUUACAUAUGCCAAACUUUUAGCUCUUUUCAUUAUUAUAUUUGCUGGUGCUUAUCAAUUCUGUACUGGACACACCGAACAUUUUACAUUUGAAAAUUCAAAAACAGAAGUAACCAGCAUUGCGCUAAGUUUUUAUUCGGGUUUAUUUGCAUAUAAUGGUUGGAAUUACUUGAAUUUUAUCAUUGAAGAAUUAAAGGAUCCAGUGAGAAAUUUGCCAUUGGCCAUCGGAUUAUCAUGCACUUUGGUAACAAUUGUUUAUGUAUUCACAAAUGUUGCUUUCUAUACGACUCUUAGCCCUCUUGAAGUAUUGGGAAGUGAAGCUGUCGCUGUGACCUUUGCUAAUCAAAUAUUCGGUAUAUUCGCUUGGACAAUUCCCGUUUUUGUAGCAUUGUCAUGUUUCGGUGCAGUGAACGGUAUUUUAUUGACUUCAUCGCGUCUUUUCUACGCGGGAGCAUGUGAAGGACAAAUGCCAGAAAUUUUGACAAUGAUUCAAACAUCAAGAUUGACACCUGCACCUGCAGUUUUGUGCAUGGCUCUACUGUCAAUGGUGUAUCUAUUCUUUCCAGAUAUUAAUAGUUUGAUUAAUUACGUAGGAUUCGCUACUUGGCUUAGCAUAGGCGUAUCGGUUCUCUGUGUUCCUUGGCUGAGAUGGGCUCAGCCUAAUUUACCAAGGCCGAUCAAGGUGAAUUUAGCAUUUCCCAUUGUCUACAUCCUCGCGACUUUAUUUGUUACAAUUGUUCCAAUGUACGCAAGUCCUCUUGAUACUGGAUACGGUUGCCUCAUGAUACUUUCUUCAGUACCUGUGUACUUUUUGUUUAUUGCGUGGAAGAAGAAACCAAAAUUCUUCCAAAUAGGUGUUGGCGCCGCUACAAAAGGUUUGCAGAAGCUGUUGGUCGUCGUCGGACCAAAAUCUAAGUGAAUUUCACCAAGUUUCUGCAGAAGAUAAUGCUCGUUGUCGGCAAAUCGAAACCAGCUCAGGUUUAAGAAAAGCUGAUAUACUCUAUAAAAAAAAAAAAAAAAAUUGUUGGUGAUUCGCUUCUCUCUUCGUCUGGCACGAAGUUCUAUUAAUUAAGUAAGAAAAAAUGAUAUAAAUGAAAAAGAUAAAAAAAAAAAGCUGAUUGGAAAGACAUUUCACGAACUUUCCAUACUGUAUUCUUGUCUCUCAUGAAACGAAAAAUGCGACCGGUCUUCCAAAACAAAAAAAAAAAAGAAAGAGUCAAUCAGCCAUUACGAUUGGAGGAUCCAAGCAUCAAUUGUUUCUUAAAUUCUAAUAAUAUAGUUAUUAGCUACUCGCUUCUAAUUUUCGAAUCAGUAGCAAAUUUGUAAAUAAACAGAAAAAUUCAUUACAGAAUCAAAAAAAAGGAAGAAAUAAAAUGUUCGAUACUAAAAAAAAUUGCUAUUGAUAAUAACAAAUAACAGAUAGAAAUAAUUCAUUAACAGAAUUUAUCUGCUUAUUAUUGUUAUUAUUAUUUAAGAAAAAAAUACAAAUUCUCAUAUGGAAAUUAUUUCCAGUCGCAAAGCAAUUUUUUCGAUUCUAUAAUGAAAAACAUUUUCUCUUUUUGGAAAAGUGGAAAAACUGCUUCUGAUUCGAUAUAAAAAAAAAAAAAAAAAAUCUUAAAUAAUCUGAUUCAAUUGCUGCUGUACCAUCAAAUAACAUUUAGUUUUAACUUUUAAUGAGUCAUUAUUUUUUAAUUUCUUCCAAUCAGUAUUAUUCAUAAUCUCCAAUGAUUUAAAAUAUUAUUUUAUAGAAUUGAACAUUUUUUAACUAUUUUGAUCGUAGAGCAGCAUUAUUUAAAUAAUUAUAUAUGAAUGUUUAAUUAUUCAUCAUUUUAUCAAAUGGGAAUAAUAACGAAAAAAAAAAAACAAUACGUAUUUAUAAUGUAUUUCAAAUAAUUCCGGCAAAAAUCUUGUGAGGCUAUCAAAAUACAAUUCGAUUUUUCACAUUGUGAGCAAAAAAAAAAGAAAAAUCGUCACUCUUAUACACUGCCUUGAUUUAUCACAAAAGCAAAACAAUGAUGCAAAAUAGACAAUAUCACACUUUGCAGACUCUAUUGAUUUGUCUCGAGGAAUUGAGUAUUAUUAUUUUUUUUUUUUUAAUUCAAAACGUGAUAAUUUCCAGUGAUUAAUUUAUUCGAUUUUUUAAAUUAAUUUAAUAAAAUUAAAGUAACUUAAAUAAUUUUUUUUAAUUUUUCUAUAAUUUAAUUCAAAUAAUAAUGAGAAUCAAUUUGUAUAAUUUUGAUAAUCUAUUGUUUUUGUAGUGAUUUUAAUUUUCAAAUAUUCUGUCAAAGUAUUUUAAAAAAACUUUACAAAAAAAAAAAAAAAAAAAUGGCAGAUCUCACGUAAAAAGUCGUUAACGUGCGCCGGCUAUUAGUUGUAAUUUACAAAUUGACUGCCAUGAAUUUUAAAUGGACAAUAUUAUACAAAAAAUUUUUUGAAAAUGGUCCUAAAUCACCCUCUGCAUUAGUGAUACGAAUUUGCAUAUAGUAUUGAGAAAGUAUUUUUAUUACAGAAGAAAAAGAAACACUUUCCCUUUAACAUUCCAUUUAAUUUCAUAUAUUUAGGAAAUAUUUCUAUAUUAAUUUCUUAAAUUUUAAAAAAUCCAUCUAGAAACAAAAAAAAGCGUAAUUAUACUCAUUUCUAUUAAGAAUAAACAAAUCUAAAUAUUUAUUCAAAAUGCCAGUUCAUAUAAAAGAUAUCAAAUACAAGUUACAUUUGUUUAUUAUAAAAAAAAAAAAAACAAAAAAAAAAAAAAAAGAGAAAAAUAAUGUUACGAAAUAGAGAUUAGAGCAAAGGAUAACUUUUCAAAAGACAAGAAAAACAUAUCUUCAUUUUGAUGGAUUUACAAUAUUUAGAAUCUUGAAGAAAUUUUUUAAAUUUUUAUUUAAAAUAGUUAUAUUUAAAUUAAAAGAAAAAAAAAUCCAAACAUGAGAAGACAAUAAAGUCUUUUUAAAUUUCGUAGCGAGUUGUAAAUAAUUUUAAAUUAUUAUGCUGUUUGCUUGUAUUGAAAAAAAAACAAAAAUACUCUACGAUUACAAUAGUACGCUGAUAGAUUUUUUAUACGCCUACUUAUAUAACUCACAUUUUAAAACUGAUAAAAAAAAGAGAAAAUAUUAUAUCGUCAAACUGUUUUUACUCUAAGAUACAAUGCUUAAAAAAUAAAUUAAUUUUAGUGAUUUGAGGAAUAUUUUAGGAUAUUAAAAUAAAUUUUUAAAAUUGUAUUUUUGCAGUUAAUUUUUUUGAGUAGUGUAAUUUCUAAUUAAGUCUUUUUUUAACAUUAGCGUUAUAUUUCUAAACGUAUUAUUAGCUUUUAAUCUUUUAUUUUUUUUUUUAGACUAAAUAAACAUUAUUUUCUAAUUUAGUUGUGAAAAUAAUUUUUAUUUCCUUUUUUUGAAGAUUAAAAUUUUAUGAAAAUUUCCGUAAUCUUAGAUUAAUUAUUAUUGUGAUUAUGGUAAAAAUAUUUUAUGCAGAUUACGCAAAUAUUGGAAAAAUAAUAAUGCCUUCGAAACAAUAACAAAAAAUUUGUUCAUAUCGCUAACAUUCUGCGAUUUGAAUUGACCUUUAAUGAUUUCGAUAAAUAUCCAUGAACUUUUACACGUCAUAUCGUUUAUAAAAUUGAAAUUUUUUAUUUAAAAAAAAAAAAAAAAAAUUUGCAUCACUAAUUUUUAAAUAAUUAUUACAACACUUCAAUAUUGUAAAGAUCAAUCUAUAUAUAUUUGUAUAAAAAUUUUAAAGAAAUAUUGAAGUGUCAAAUUCUGUUUUUUCUCCAUUUAACACAUUUUUUUAUUAUAUUACAAUUUUUUUUUUAACUGAAAACAUUUUAAUUAAAAAUUUUUAUUAAUUAGUAAAAAAUCAAAUUUUUGUAUUAAAUUUUUCUAAUUUUCUUUUUAAGAUAUUUGCAAUUUUUCAUCAAUUAAAAAAGGAGAAAAAAUUGUUCUCUAAAAAAUUUACUUUCUUUAUGAAAAACUUUAGAAGGUGAAACAAAAUUUUUUUAAUUAGAACAUAUCUGUAACAUCUGAUAUUCAGUUUUCAAUCGAGAAAUUUAAUUAUAUAAAAAUUCUACGUUUAAUUAAUCAAAUUUCGAAUAAUGUAAAAUUGAAUUUAAGGAAAUUUGACUUGAAACCUAUUUAAAAAAAAUAUAUAUAUAUAUAAUUUGCCAAAAUUAAUUUAAAAAUCCUCAAUAUUUCCGUAAUUUAAAAUUCAAAUAAAUUCUAAAUUAUUAUUUUACUUGUUUAAUAAUUCAUAACUUCAUUUAUUGCUCGACUUUUAAAUUCUUUAAAAAGUCAAUUUUUCCUUAAAUCCAAAAUAAAAAAAAAUUAGAAAUUAGUUUUAAUGAUUUUAAGAUUGUAAUGAAAGUUUGAAAAAAAAGCAAUGAAGGUAAAAAAAAAUGUGAAAGCAAAUUAUAAACUAAAUAAUUAAAUACAUUACCACGUGACAAUAAGGCAUCGACUGAAAAUUAAUAAUGAAAAAAAAAAAAAAAUGAAGACAUACUAAAAUAGUAGAAUGCAUUUGAUAUAUGAUUAUAUUAUUAUUUUUUUAUUACGUUCAAUAUCAAUUGUAUUGUGUAUAUGUAAUAAAUAAUAUGUGAAUUAUCUAUUAUAUAAGAUUGAAUGAGCACGAGUUGUGUGUGCAAUCCUGUAAAUUUUAAUGUUCCCGGUUGAAUAAAUUGCGGUACAGGUAGCUUAGGAUCUGAAUGAAAGGAAAAAAAAAAACAAAAAAAAAAUGUCAGAAUAAGCGAACUGUGACAAUACAAUAUAUGAAAAAAAAAGAAAAAGCAAAAUUUUUCAAUUUAUUUUUAAAAUUAUCCCUUAAUUUUAGAGAAUUUUAAUUUAAUCGAAUUUUAAUUUUUUAGUAAAUUCUUUACAAAGUUUAAAAUUUUAGUUUAAUGAGAACUAUAUAUAUGCAACGAAAACUUAAAUCUAGAAUUUGAAAUAAAAAAGACAUUCCUAAUUCCGUAUAAAAGAGCGUGGUUUUAUAAUUUAUUUCUGAAUACAAAGACAUGAAAGACCAAAAUGUUGAUAUUUAAUUUUAGCCAAAUAACAUACAUUUGUUGUCAGUUUUUUUUUUCGUUUUUCAUUUUUUAGAUUUGAGGAGGCUACAGUCUCGUUUGGAUUUAAGAGGUACAAUAGAAGUUUUUUUUUUUUUUUCUCUUAAGAUUACAUAAUUCGUCGGUUUAUUGUUCCCGGAAAAUAAAGACAAGACAUUUUUUAAUUUAAUAAAAAUCUGAUUGACAUUUGAGCUUUUAUUUCGUGUUUUGCGCACCUCAGUCCCUAAAAUUUCAAGAAAAAUUUUUCCAACAAUUUUAAAUUAUUUAGAAAAGAAAUCAAAAUAAGGAAAAUUUUUUUUCUUUUAAGGGACUGAGACCGUAUCGUCAGUCGAUUCGCUGAUAUAUGAAAAUUAGUUUUUUUUUACACUCACACAUGCACACACAUUUAUAUAUGUAUAUAUAUAUAUAUAUAUAUGUAAUAUUAAUGUUCGUUUCUGAUUUUUUUUUUUUAAUAUUUUGAAUCCAAUAAGCUCCUCUAAUUUGUGAAGUGUAUUUUUUAACAGUGAUGAACAUUGAUUUUAUGAAACAGAAUGAACACAUGUGUAUCAAUAUGCAACUAUCUAGAUUUAAAUUUGUAAAUUUAGACAGUGAAUUAAGCUUGAAAAUACAGACAAAUUGCACUAUGUAAUUUUUUUUUGUUUUUGAAGAAUGCGCGAAUCGUAGGACGAAACGGCUCUCUUUACUAAUUUUAUUUCCUUUUUUUUAAAUCUAUCGUCGCGCACCAUCCAUUAGAAUUUAAUAUUAAAUUAAUUUAAAUUACUAUAGUUAUCGCUUACAAUUAAACAUGUACAUUACGUUCUUAAUUGUUAAAUACUUAUCGACCAGUGGAGGAGCAUCUGGCACACAAUUUUCCCCAUUUUCAAUUUAAUUAAAAGCCUUUUGUAUACAAUAAAAUAAAAUAAUGGACAAAAUUUAAAUAAAUAGUUCUUAUUUAAUAUUUGUUUAAUUAAUUAAAUGGUUUUAAUAAAAUAAUUCAUUUAAUAUAGUUGAAAAUUAAAUUUAUUUUCAAAUAAAAAUAACUAGAAUUUAUUGGGAAUUUUUUUUUUCUUGUUGCAUUAUAAUCGAGAGCGCUCCUCCACAGAAUUUAAUUUGUUAAUAUCGUAAUAUAAUACAUUUUUCCUAUAAUUGCCAACUGUGACUGCUUCGGUAUAUAUUUUGCUUGAAAUAUACGGAAAUCAAUACACAGAAGCAGUAAUUCGACUCGAUAAACAACCUAACAUGUUGCUUUUAUUUUUUUCAAAAUGAAAAAUUUGUUUUUGUUUCUGAUAAUUUUUUGUUGUUUUUGACAACUUUUUUUUUUAAGAGUCUGGAAAAAUAGAGAGUUUCGAUGCUAUUUCAUUUUUUAUUUAUUAUUAGGAAAAAAAAAAAUUGCUAACGCCAGUAAAUGUAAAAUUACAUUUUUUUCUCAAAAUCUUUUUUUUUAAUUAAAUAUGAAUAUUAGAAAGUUGUUAAGUUAAAAAAUGAAUGAAAAUUACGUUUUUUUUUUUUAUCAAGUAGCUUCGAAACUUUCUUCUAUUAUAUAAAUAUUUGGAAAUACAUUUAUAUCGUACGAAUAUGAGCGAAAGCGCAAAAUAGCGCUGAAUUUGAGUAGCCACAGACACUCAUCUCAUUCUUUGUGUAUUUUAAUUAAUUAAUUAAUAUUAAAUAUUGCGCGAGACACAAGUCUCUCGCAUCGAACAUGUGUAUUAUUUUAAAUAUAUUUAAACUGGCCACGGAUUUCGGAGAUAAUUGAAAAAUCACACACGUGAACAUUACAUUGGCCACAGUGGUCGUAAAAAAAUAAAAAUUUCAUUAAAAUACUUUUUAACAAAGAAAAAAAAAAUUAAAAAAAAAAAAAACUUUGAAAUCUUUAAAAACAUAAACACUCUCAAGCCCCUACGAAUUUUCACACUGUACAUCCUUUUUUUUAAUUAUUUCAUUCAUUUUUUUUCAUUUAUUUGUAAAUGGUGUCGGUACAAAAUAAAAAAUUACUUUCUGAUCGUUUCUUUCUUCUUUUUUUUUUUUGUUUGUUUGGUAUAUAUCAUAAAGUUUCACAAAUUCGAAACAUUCUACGUGUGGCAUUAUAAAACAUUUUUAUUUUCAUUUUUGAUCGGAGCUCUGUGAGAAAAAUAAAAUUUUAUUCCAAUUCAGGGAAAGUAUUUUACAAAAAACAUUUUUCUCCUUAAAAAAAUUACAAAAUUUCUAAUACAGUAGAAAAAUUUUCUUUUAAACGUAAUCCUGCAUUUUUUAACAUCUACAAAAUUUACGACGAAAAAUAGCAUCCGAUAAAUUCUCUAACUUGGGGAUUAAAAUCGAUUAAAAAAAAUAAUAAUAAUAAUUCCCUUCACACUCGCAAUUCGUACUUGCUCAAAGCAUUAUUCCAAAACAGAAAAAAAGAAUAAACAAACAAACAACAUUGUAAAAUGUAAACCUGGUCUAUCAAAAUGUUUCAUCAACAAUAUACAAGUGUAUGAGAAUAAAAAGUAUUUGAAUUUAAAAAAGAUAAACACGUUAAAAAUAUUCUUGUAAAAAAAUAUCACGGAAAUGCGCGUUAUAAAGGAAAAUGUAUGAAUACAUAUUCUGCCAAUUCAUACAAAAUUGUACCAUUUGUGCUAUUUUGUUGUUUUUUUUUUUUUUGAAUUUAUUUUCUAAAAAAUUUUCUUUUUCUUUCCCAUUUUCUAGAUUUUUUUUAGCAAACGAUUGGUAUUUUCAGUAUAACUACUGGUAAAAAAAAAAGAAAAAAAAACCCAUAGGAACUUCUCAGUCCAAUAUUUAAUAAAACACUCUCGACACGGCUCAAGUUUUCUUUUUGUCUUUUCGCGGAAAGUACUGUUACAAUGAUUCUAGUCCCUAACUAAGCGUAUGCAAAAUGAUCUAGGUACGAUUGCCUAAUAAAAAUGUAUUUCCUCACACUAAGGACUAAAACUUCGUUUCAUUAAUCGCCGAUCUCCAUCAGCAUGACUAUUUUGUGCUCAGAUCUUUGAUUUCAUUGAGUAAAAAAAAAAAAAAAAAAAAAAA
Molecule: messenger RNA, 9247 nt
Organism: Leptopilina boulardi
Lineage: Eukaryota; Metazoa; Arthropoda; Insecta; Hymenoptera; Figitidae
Product: Y+L amino acid transporter 2
Exons: 13
Coding region: 635-2125 (496 amino acids)
Biological process (GO): amino acid transmembrane transport
Cellular component (GO): membrane
Molecular function (GO): L-amino acid transmembrane transporter activity
Source: RefSeq, a predicted model, not a curated record